CGGUCACACUAAUCCAAGAUGGUGGAAAGAUUUCUGCUGCGUCGCAUGAGUAAAACGUGAAAAACGAUCUUUUUGUUUCGAAAAAGUGCAUUUAAAAACAAGUGGCCUGCAGGAAAAACAUAAACAUUCGCCAGCGACCGUAUGCAAGUGAAUUGCCUGUAUUUAAUGAGCGCUACAAGGCAACUGUGUGUGCUACCACGACAAUAUAAUGAGCCAGGCACUCAAUGAAUCGGCGAAUAGUAUUGGCUCAGACGAACAAGAUGACACUCGGGAGACCAAUGGCACCGACCAUAGUGGCAGUGGCAGCGGUAGUGGCUCGUCCGGCUCCGAUUCAGACUCGGACAGCUCCUCGGGCAACUCCAGCGAUGGACGCAGUUCCCCGGAACCAGAGGACAAAUCAAUUUCGGUGGCAGGAUUUCCACCGACAGCCGCUGCUGCCCAGGCGGACAGCAAGACGAACGGGUUCACAGACGACCAGGAGGACAGCUCCAGUGACGGGUCGAGUGGCAGCGAUUCCGAUUCGGAUGCCGAGGGCCCAUCCGAGCAAAGGGACCACAACCAGAGCAACAACAAUGCCAACACAAGCAGCAGCAGCUUGUCUAAGCCGGAGCAGAAUGAGGAGGAGGAGGACAAUGAGACUGAGGCUGGUCAGCAGCAGCCAGCCAGCGACGCCUCUGCCGAUGAAGCAAGUGAUAGUUCUGCCAAUGUCUCGCCCACAUCCUCCAGCAGCAGCAGUGAGGAGGAAGAGGAGGACUACAGACCCAAACGGACGCGCCAGGCGCGCAAACCACCGACUGCUGCAGAGAAAUCAAAGAAAGCUCCAGUUCCCAAGAACAAAAAGAAAACCUGGGACUCGGACGAAAGCGAUGAGAGCGACGACAGUGAUGAGGAUGUGUCCACCGCCCAGAAACGCAAAGCUGCAGCCACUACCUCUAGAAGCAAACCCGCACAGCAACAGCAGCGACGCAGGGUAAAGUCUUUCAGUUCCGAGGACAGCGAUGAUGACGAUGCCAGCAAACGCUGUGCCACCCGCCGCACGGCCGCCGCAGUUAGCUACAAGGAGGCCUCCGAGGAUGAGGCUACUGACUCUGAGGAUCUGCUGGAGUUCGAGUACGAUGAGAGCCAGGCAGCAACCACAGCCGCCGCAGCCGAGGAGGAGGAGAAGUGCGAGACCAUUGAGCGCAUCCUGGCCCAGCGUGCUGGCAAGAAGGGAUGCACAGGCAACCAGACAACGAUCUAUGCUAUCGAGGAAAACGGUUUCGAUCCAAAUGCUGGAUUCGAUGAGAAGCAGUGUCCAGAUGCAGAGGCCGAGACGCAGUUCCUGAUUAAGUGGAAGGGCUGGUCGUACAUCCACAACACCUGGGAAUCGGAGGCUACCCUGCGCGAAAUGAAAGCCAAGGGCAUGAAGAAGCUGGAUAACUUCAUUAAGAAAGAACAGGAGCAGGCCUAUUGGCGGCGCUACGCCGGUCCAGAGGACAUCGACUACUUCGAGUGCCAGCUGGAACUGCAGCACGAGCUGCUAAAGUCAUACAACAACGUAGACCGCAUCAUAGCCAAGGGCUCUAAGCCGGAUGACGGCACCGAGGAGUAUCUGUGCAAGUGGAUGUCGCUUCCGUACGCGGAUUCCACAUGGGAGGACGCAAACCUGGUGCUUCGCAAAUGGCAACGCUGUGCGGAGCAGUUUAACGAACGCGAGUCCUCCAAGUGCACUCCCUCUCGCCACUGCAGAGUGCUCAAAUAUCGCCCGAAGUUCUCCAGAGUUAAGAAUCAGCCGGAGUUCCUCUCGGCGGGCCUGGUUCUCAGAGAUUACCAAAUGGACGGUUUAAAUUGGCUGCUCCACUCGUGGUGCAAGGAGAACUCGGUUAUCCUGGCCGACGAGAUGGGCCUUGGCAAGACUAUCCAGACCAUUUGCUUCCUGUACUCUCUGUUCAAGCUGCAUCACCUGUACGGGCCGUUCCUGUGCGUGGUGCCACUUAGCACGAUGACGGCAUGGCAGCGAGAGUUUGACUUGUGGGCGCCGGACAUGAAUGUGGUCACGUACCUCGGAGACAUUAAGUCGCGCGAGCUUAUCCAGCAGUACGAGUGGCAGUUUGAGGGCUCCAAGCGGCUCAAAUUCAAUUGUAUUCUCACAACGUACGAGAUUGUGCUGAAGGACAAGCAGUUCCUGGGCACGCUUCAGUGGGCUGCGCUGCUGGUUGACGAGGCGCAUCGUCUCAAGAACGACGACUCGCUGCUUUACAAGUCGCUAAAGGAGUUCGACACCAACCAUCGUUUGCUUAUCACUGGCACCCCGCUGCAGAACUCGUUGAAAGAGCUAUGGGCUUUGCUGCAUUUCAUCAUGCCGGACAAGUUUGACACGUGGGAAAAUUUUGAGGUGCAGCAUGGCAAUGCCGAGGACAAGGGCUACACUCGGUUGCAUCAGCAGCUGGAGCCGUAUAUUCUGCGGAGGGUGAAAAAGGACGUGGAGAAGUCGCUGCCAGCCAAAGUCGAGCAGAUCCUGCGAGUCGAGAUGACCUCGCUGCAGAAGCAGUACUACAAGUGGAUUCUCACCAAGAACUUUGAUGCGCUGCGGAAGGGCAAACGCGGCAGCACCUCCACCUUCCUCAACAUAGUCAUCGAGCUGAAGAAGUGUUGCAACCACGCGGCCCUCAUACGACCCUCGGAGUUCGAACUUAUGGGUCUGCAGCAGGAUGAGGCGUUGCAAACUCUGCUCAAGGGAUCCGGCAAACUCGUUCUGCUCGAUAAACUUCUCUGUCGCCUAAAGGAGACGGGGCACCGUGUGCUGAUUUUCUCCCAGAUGGUGCGCAUGCUGGAUGUCCUGGCUGACUACCUGCAGAAGCGUCACUUCCCUUUCCAGCGACUCGACGGUAGCAUUAAGGGUGAAAUGAGGCGGCAGGCCUUGGACCAUUUCAAUGCCGAGGGCAGUCAGGACUUCUGCUUCCUGCUCUCGACAAGAGCCGGCGGUUUGGGCAUAAACCUCGCCACAGCCGAUACGGUCAUUAUAUUCGAUUCCGAUUGGAAUCCUCAGAAUGAUCUACAGGCGCAGGCGAGAGCCCAUCGUAUCGGGCAGAAGAACCAGGUCAAUAUCUAUCGCCUGGUCACCGCCCGAUCCGUGGAGGAGCAGAUCGUAGAGCGAGCCAAGCAGAAGAUGGUGCUUGACCACCUGGUCAUUCAGCGGAUGGACACCACAGGUCGCACUGUUCUGGACAAGAGCGGCAACGGACACUCGUCCAACUCGAAUCCGUUCAACAAGGACGAUCUAUCUGCUAUUCUGAAGUUUGGAGCCGAGGAGUUGUUUAAGGACGAGCAGGAGCAUGACGAUGACCUGGUCUGUGACAUCGACGAAAUUCUACGCAGGGCAGAGACCCGCAACGAGGACCCCGAAAUGCCGGCAGAUGACUUGCUAUCCGCCUUUAAGGUGGCCAGCAUAGCGGCCUUCGAGGAGGAGCCCAGCGAGUCGGCUAACAAGCAUGACAAUGAUGCCGCAGGCGAUGAGGACGACAGCAAGGACUGGGACGACAUCAUUCCGGAGGGCUUCCGCAAGGCAAUUGACGAUCAGGCGCGAGCCAAGGAGAUGGAAGAUCUAUACUUGCCACCUCGAAGGAAGACGGCGCCCGCUAACCAAAAUGACGGGAAGCGUGGAGCCGGUAAGGGGGCCAAGGCGAAACAACAGGCAGACGAAUCCGGCGGCGACUCGGACUACGAGCUGGGCUCCGAAGGCAGUGGGGACGAUGGCCGACCUCGCAAGCGUGGACGCCCCACCAUGAAGGAGAAGAUAACCGGGUUCACGGAUGCCGAGUUGCGUCGCUUCAUCCGCAGUUACAAGAAGUUUCCUGCUCCACUUCACCGCUUGGAGGCCAUCGCAUGUGAUGCCGAGCUGCAAGAAAAGCCGCUGGCGGAACUGAAGCGCCUCGGAGAGAUGCUGCAUGACCGUUGCGUUCAGUUCCUGCACGAGCACAAGGAGGAAGAGCAUAAGACUGCGACGGCGGAUGAGACGCCGGGCGCCAAGCAGCGCCGUGCACGCGCCACCUUUUCCGUGAAGCUGGGUGGCGUCUCUUUUAAUGCCAAAAAAUUACUGGCCUGCGAGCAAGAGCUGCAGCCGCUCAACGAGAUCAUGCCUAGCGUGGCCGAAGAGCGCCAGCAAUGGAGCUUCAAUAUCAAGACCCGUGCCCCGGUAUUCGACGUGGAGUGGGGCAACGAGGAGGACACCAAGCUCCUCUGCGGCAUUUACCAGUACGGCAUUGGAUCCUGGGAGCAGAUGAAGCUGGAUCCCACGCUCAAACUCACGGACAAGAUUCUGUUGAACGACACGCGCAAGCCGCAGGCUAAACAGCUGCAGACGCGUGCCGAGUACCUGCUCAAGAUCAUAAAGAAGAACGUGGAGCUAACCAAGGGUGGCCAACGACGGCAACGUCGCCCCAGAGCAUCACGAGCAAACGAUGCCAAGGCGGCCAGCCAGUCAGCUAGUUCCAAUAUCGAUAGUAAGUCCCACGACGCCGAGGAUGCUGGCGUCGAUGGACGAGCCGUAGGCGAAAGCAGUACCAGUCAGGUGGAUCCAUCUACCGCAUCGCCGCACAAUGCCUCGGCCGCUGAGCAGUCCAGUGGCAAUGCAAAGAAAACCAAAAAGUCCAAAGCCAGGUCGAAAAAGACCAGCGCCUCGGACAACAACGGCAACAAGCCGAUGCACUUUACGGCCAACAACGAGCCCAGGGCCUUGGAGGUGCUUGGCGACCUGGAUCCCAGCAUAUUCAAUGAGUGCAAGGAAAAGAUGCGCCCAGUGAAGAAGGCCCUCAAGGCUUUGGACCAGCCGGAUGUAAGUCUGUCCGACCAGGAUCAGCUGCAGCACACCAGGGAUUGCCUGCUUCAAAUCGGCAAACAGAUCGAUGUUUGUCUUAGUCCUUACAGCGAGCCAGAAAAGAAGGAAUGGCGCAGCAACCUUUGGUACUUUGUGUCCAAGUUCACUGAGCUGGACGCCAAACGUCUCUUCAAAAUUUACAAGCAUGCACUGAAACAGAAGACAGGCGGCGGUGGCGAGGCAAAGGGAAAAGGGAAGGAGGCGUCAGGAAGUCCAACCAAGUCCAAGCGCAAUGGCCUGUCGGCUGAGGACAAGGAAAAAGAGCGUGAUAAGAGUGGGGGCAAGAAAAAGAAGAAGGACAAGGACAAGGAACGCACUGGCCAGUCGCGGUAUCCGGAAGCGGGUACACCCUCUUCCGGUCGUUUUAACGACUCGCCUCUUAAGCGCAAGCGGGAUGAGAAUGAUGCUGACGCCAGCAGUGGAAUCGCAGGAACUCCCGGCGGAGGAAUCGGUGAUCACCUCAAGUCGAUGUCCUUUAAGCGUCUCAACAUGGAUCGCCACGAGGAGCGCAAGAAGCAUCAUCGAGGAGGCGACUACUACGGUGGCCCACCUAUGGGAUACGAAGGUGGCGGCAGCAGUAGUGCCCGCCGGCAGGGCCCCACCUCCCCCUCCACGCCGAACAGUCGUGGAGGACGGGGUGGCUACGAUCCACCGCCUGCUCCAUCCGGCUACACCCCGGAAAUGGAGCGGUGGCAAUCCCGCGAAAGAUAUAGCCAGGAAUACAAGCGAGAUCGCUACGAUGGGUAUCCACGCAGUGGAGGAGCUCAAGGCAGCUAUCAUCGCGAACGCGAACGUCGUCCAGACAAGCGCAGAUAUCCCUCUGCUCUGCCGCCGCAUGGUUACCCAAGCCACUACCUGCCGCCCAACUACUAUGGAAUGCCGAAUGGGGUCGUUCCCAGCCUGCCGCCACCGCCGUCCGGCUACCGCGAUCCCCGCGGCUACCCGGUUAUGCCGCGAGACUAUCCUGCCGACUACAGACGCAGCGACUACGAGCGGCGCACACAGACCUGAGCAGUUGGCUCUCGAACCCGACUGUCGUCUAUUGUACAUAAAACGCCUAGACUUAAGCCCGGCUGGGAGGGUCAACUCCUGUCCAGCCUCUCGACACAAGAAACCCAACACCUGCAUACAAUACGUUAAGCGUAGCUCCAUACACACCUGUACAAGUAAUACCUAGCAGCUAACUCUACAUAUACUUCUACAAAUAAUUUCACAUCUAAUCGCACAGAGGGCAUAGAGCACUGCAUCAUCAUCAUCCAGGGUUUAGCGGCAAUACCUGCAACCUAAUCUUAGACUUUCUGUGUAUAAAUCAUAGGCUUUAAACCGUUCAUCAUUACGAAACAUUAUUUUUAUACUAUUCAAAUUGUACAGAAGGUGCAGCGGGUUAUAUGAAUGUGUGCUGUGUGCUAUGUGGUAUGUGGCCCAUGAUGCGAACAAGUCGUUUAAAAGCUUUUAAA
Molecule: messenger RNA, 6312 nt
Organism: Drosophila suzukii
Lineage: Eukaryota; Metazoa; Arthropoda; Insecta; Diptera; Drosophilidae
Gene: Chd1
Product: chromodomain-helicase-DNA-binding protein 1
Biological process (GO): regulation of transcription by RNA polymerase II; nucleosome organization
Cellular component (GO): nucleus; chromatin
Molecular function (GO): DNA binding; histone binding; ATP-dependent chromatin remodeler activity
Source: RefSeq, a predicted model, not a curated record